CGCUCUUUAUACACGCUUCCAAAAUAUUGAUUUACGAAAAACAUUUCGGCGUCCCCAUUGCGCAUGCUCGCACAAAAGGGUACCAGAGGGCUGUGAAUCUCAAAUCUACUUAGCUUUUAUAUUUCAUGUAAAUAGUAGCCAAAUGAUAGACCCAAUUUUUACAAAAACAACGAAAAUCCUUAGACACGUUCGUUAAGUAGAGAUCAUAAGUUAGUAAAUAGUGUCACAGAAAUGGGUAAUAUUCAGGGAAACGAAAAACAAAGUAAGACGGGCAAGUCACCAGCAAAAGGGCGGAAUUUUUUGAAAAACAGAAAAUCACCGGGUAGGGACAGCAAGAAACAUGGAAGGAAAAAGAGCGGCGGGAAGCGAGGGGCCGCCGAUACGUUCGAUAAAACGCCCGAUUCCGAUAAUAUUGAAGUGGAAGCGUCAGAUAACGACACGCUCGAGUGCGCGUCGAAAACGGGAGGGAGCGCGGAGUCGGCGAGUCAGUCGGAGGUAACGGUGUCCAGGUGCGAGGAGCGGUCAGCGACCCGCGCGCGCUCGCCCUCCACGCCCGACUCAGUGCUCACGGACCCGCUGGCGCCGCUCGCCGCCGUCGAACUCAACCAGUGCUACUACUCGGCAGAGAGCAGCGCGCACGACGACGCGCACACGCUCACUCCCAUGCCGCACGACGACGCGACCUCCUUGCUCGACUUAGACAAAGAAGAAAAAUCUGACGUGUUCGAUGACAGUGACAAGAGUGACAAUGUUAUGGGGUUGUCCGGCAGCCGCGGGGAGCGGCUGGAGCGGCUCACGCAUGAGUGCGGGCACGAGUUCCGCGAGUUCCGGCUGAAGGCGGCGCCGGCGCAGUCAUCGUUCACGGUGUCUCGGCACCGGAAGGUGGAACUGCAGCCCGCGCCUGCUGUGCCCGACGCCGAGCCCGACCCCGCGCUGGCCGUGCUCGAUAAUGAAGAGCGCCGAGCAGCCAGCGUGAGCGACGCGCUACCGGAGUCCAACGUGCUUCGGAAGGUCGCCUCGCUCACGCUAGACAAGCAUUCCGAGCCGCGCGUGCAGCGCCCCAACUUCGUGCCUGAGAAGCUCAAUUUCCAGCUCUAUGAGAAGUUUGAAGGGCUUAUGCUCCUCAACUGGUUCAUAUCAUCAGUCGCGGAGAACAGUUACUUGAAAAACCUCCUCACCGCACAAGAUUUGAAGAACCUUGGAAUUCAAUACUGCACGCACCUGCUGGCCGCGGGGGUGCUCCGACAGAUACCAGAUAAGGAUGCGCCCACGGAAAAUAUUUUUAAGCCUAAUUUAAUGUACUACUGGGCCCACAUGGAAGCCCCCGUCUCUCAGCCGAUCACCCCUGGCCGACUGCACGUCUCCUGGCCAGACAAAGAUGUCUACAGCAUCACCCAAGAUCACAUCACAAACCUGCGCAAUGAAAAUCACAGAUUCAGCAAUCAAAAUAACAACGAAGAAGUAGCUGAUAUCAGUGAAGCGAGAGCGAUCAUAGCGCAGCUCAGAAAUAGACUAAUAGAUUUAGAAUUACAAAUUGAGAAAUUAAAGUUAAGCGCUCAAAUUGAAACAAUCAACAAAAAUUUGGAGAAAUGUUUCGAGUUUCCGGAUAAACUAAGCAAAUCAGUGGACAAAGAGAUACAAACUUCCAUCGAAAUGCUUCCCGAACCUGUGAUAUCUUUACCCGCUAAUCAGUGUGUAAGAACAAGAGAUUUAGAUGUAAGUACUGUAGCUUGUAAUACUGAACCUAUUAACAAUAUUCAAAGUGAAGGAAGAUCUGAUAGUAUAGAAAAUUAUUGUAAGCUAAAUAAAAUACGAGAUUAUGAAGCACAUAAAGAACCUGACAACGAAAGACUGGAUAAAAUUGAAGAAAAAGAUAUUAAAGAGACCCCUGAAAAUGCUUUGACAGACUCCCUACACAGUAUAGGAAGCUCUGAAGCUUCAUUCUUUAGUAUUAAUAAUGCCGAUAUAAUUGCUAGUACACACGAAUGUUCCUCCGAUAUAUUUAGGAAAGACAGUGAAUCAAAGGCUGCAAUAAACAUUCCAAUUACAGCAGUAUUAUAUAGAAAUAAUGAUAUUCAAGUUUAUACAAUGGCAUCAAUGGAAACUAGCAAGUCCUUAUCAGAAAACACGUGCAUACCAUCUGACAGUGUAACUACGAAACUACAAACUGACGAAAAACCUGAGCAACCAUCAGAACCGAGUAGCCUAAAGGCAGUGCCACCCGCACCCCCUCUACCAGAGUCUUUGGAGCCUACGACAGACCCACCACCCCUUACAUCUCCUGGCGAAACUCAAAAAACCUCGCCUGUAUCACAACCUUCAAAACCAACUUCUCCUACAAUGGAUCUUUCCACCUCUAAAGAACCAAUAGCUCAGACUAGUACAAGCACUCCUCCAAGUAUUCCUUCACCCGGGUUGGGUCCACCGCCUCUACCAAUGCCUGAUUUGGGGCCGCCUCCACCCCCAAUGCCUGGUAUAGGACCACCGCCUCCACCGAUGCCCGGUAUGGGUCCCCCACCCCCACCAAUGCCCGAUAUGUGGCCCCCACCCCCACCAAUGCCCGAUAUGUGCCCCCCACCCCCACCAAUGCCCGAUAUGUGCCCCCCACCCCCACCAAUGCCCGAUAUGUGGCCCCCACCCCCACCAAUGCCUGGCAUGGGUCCCCCACCACCUCCAAUGCCCGAUAUCGGGCCGCCACUGCCCCCAAUGCCUGGAAUGGGGCCUCCGCCCCCACCGAUGCCUGGUAUGGGGCCGCCACCCCCACCGAUGCCUGGAAUGGGGCCUCCACCCCCUCCAAUGCCCGGAAUGGGGCCUCCACCCCCACCGAUGCCCGGCAUGGGGCCGCCACCGCCGGCGCCCGCGCCUCCCGGCCCGGGUGCGCCGCCGCCGCCCCCGAGCUUGGGGCCUACGCCGUUCCCUGCUCCGCCUGUAGGGGGCUGGACUAUGCAAAGAGCGACCUUAAGAAAAAUCCCCGUAAAGCCCGCAGCACCAAUGAAGCCACUAUAUUGGACCCGCAUCCUCGCCUCUCCCGCGCCCCAAGCCUCAGGCGAAGCCCCCCAGGCCGCUCUAAAACCCCUCUGGCUCGAAAUAGAUGAAACCAACUUAGACAACAUAGAUGAAUUCACAGAUCUAUUCUCAAGACAAGUCAUCAAAGCGCCUGUGAAGAAAAAAGUUCAAGUGAAAACGAAAAUUCAGCCGGUUAAGAUAUUAGAGAGCAAACGGUCGCAGAAUGUGGGGAUUUUAGCGCAGAGUUUGCAUGUAGAGUUCUCGGAGAUAGAGAAUGCCAUAUAUAAUUUUGAUACGUCCGUUGUGAGUUUGGAGGCGUUACAGCAGAUCUAUGAAAUGAGAGCGACUGACGAAGAGCUAUCCCAGAUUAAGCAGCACCUGCAAACGAAGCCAGAUGUGCCACUGGACAAGCCCGAGGCGUUCCUCCACGACCUCAGCGGCAUACCGAACUUCGCGGAGAGGAUAUCCUGUUUCAUGUUUCAAGCGGAGUUUGAGGAUGCAGUCACCACGACCAUGCAUAAGCUGGAUAACUUGAAGCAUACUUGUGAGUUCUUAAUGACAAGCGAGGCGUUAAAGCGGGUGUUCGCGAUCAUCCUAACGUUAGGCAACUACAUGAAUGGCGGCAACGGGCAGCGAGGCCAGGCUGACGGAUUCGGUCUCGAGAUACUCUCUAAACUCAAGGACGUCAAGUCGAAGCGCUCAACAGUGACUUUGCUCCACUUCAUCGUGCGCACAUACAUGCGCUUGGCCGGCGUCGGCACCGCCCUGCCCGUGCCCGAGCCGGGCGACGUGGCCCGAGCGGCCGCUAUAGACUUCGCCGACGUCGCCAAGUCCCUGGCUGAACUCACGCAACAAUUAGCCGCAUGCAAAGAGAAAACCAAGAAGGUUCUAGAAAAAACCGACGCACAACGGAGUCCCGAAGAGAGCGAGUCAAAACGCAUAGAUGUUUUCGAGGAAAAGAUGGGCACUUUCCUCACCGCCGCCGAGGAAAAGUUGAAAGCCGAACAUGAGAAUCUUGAAGAGUGUCGAAGCAAAUUCUUUGCCACUGUCAGGUUUUAUCAGUAUACCCCCAAAGUUGGCAAGUUCGAAGAUUGUGAACCGAAGGAGUUUUUUUCGCUGUGGACGAGCUUUUGCAGCGAUUUUAAGGAUAUCUAUAAGAAGGAGGAGCAAAUUGCUAUUAAAGAGAAAUUAAAAGAAGCCAAAAAGCAUCAAGAAGAACGCAAAGCUCAAGCUAUCGUCCAACCGAAGAAAGAAGGCGGGUUGAAAGCACGCCUACAGAAGCUCUCUGGCACUAGGAAGUAAACCAAUUGACAGUUGUGGCAUUUAUUACGUUACGUCGCUACGCGUCACUUUCGUUUGACAUAUAUUGGAAAGAGAUGUUGGUAGCUUAACCCAGUAGUCGGACCAAGAUAACUCUGCAUGGAAUUAGCAAUGACAAAGAGUGGCAAAGUCAUCAGUAAUGUCAAUUUUUAUGAAAAUAAGACGUUUAAAAUGUCACUCCCUCACUUGUUUUUGUUCUAUUAAAAACGGUGCAAAGUUCGACGGUCUCGGCCGACGGACGGUAUGGGAUAUACAAAAGUUUGCCAUUCUUGCCUAUAUUUAUUAAAUACGAGAUUUACUUAGCUCCACGCAUAUAAGGGCUGUGAAAAGAAUCAUUAUGCAGUAUGAAAAACAGCAAUCUCACUUUUUACCAGUUAUCAACCGCCGUUUUCUAUACGAUUAAACCAAUAAUUGUGUCAUUUUCAGUUUUUUCAUUUAUUGUUAAAAAGUAGUGUAAACGUAUAAUAAUUAUACAUUCCUUGAAGUGUACAUUGUGAAGUAAAAUAAAUAAUGUAUUGUGAAUUGUUUUCAUAUUGUAAACAAGUUGUAAACUAUGGGGUGUUGCGAAGCAUUAUGUAAAAUAGUGAAAGUCUUAUGACUUAUGUAAAUAUAAACAAAGCGCAAAUAUAUAUUACAAAUUAAGGUAUACAAAUAUGACUGCAUUAUUAUAAUUCCAUACUGUUUGUAUGCUAACUAAGUAAUGUUGAGAUUUCAAAUUCUUGUUAUUCUGAUUUGAUGUACUUCAUUGAAAACCAGCAGAAUAAGAUGGUAAAGCUUUUAUCAUCUAUUGUGUCCUUUGUCUGUUUAGUAUAGGUAUCGCCAAGAGAGAUGAGGUGAAUGAUUUGAUUACAUACACACACAAAGCUACACAGAGUACUAAUCGCAAAUGAUUUUGUUGUUGUAUGUGUGACUUUCUCCUGGCGAUACCUAUACUUGUUCGAUGUCAAAAAUGACAAAUGAUAAAAGUGAAACCAUAAUAAUUAUCCAUACAGAUGUAAGUACUGCAUAAUUAUUUUCCAUCGUAUUUUCACGGAAACGUACGAACGUGUCUUGCUAUUUCAGUCAGCCUCAGUACAAAAAGUACUGAGGUUGUCUAAAGUAGCAUGCCAAAUACGAACGUUUCCGAGAAAAUACAAUGAAAAACAAUUAUGCACUACAUCUGCACAAGGGGUUUGUAUUAAAAACGUUUGUCAGGAACAAUUUUAAGGAGACAGACCCUUAUAAAAUAUUCCAUCGUUUAUGAGAUUAUCCAUUUAUUUAUCUGGUCUUAUAUUUAUUUUUUUACAAGCAACUUUUUACUUGUAUAAAAUAAUUUCCUUAAUGAUACUUGCAUUAUUGAUUGAUUACUGAAGAAUGUGGAAACUUUUUAUAUAGCAUUGUCAAACUAUCAUAAUAUAUUCAAAGUAAUAUGAAGACAUUUCAUAUUAAGUAAUCUAAAUCUUAAACUGAAUUAUCAUACUUUAAUAUUGGAAGCUAUUUAUGGCCUCUAAAGUAAUAAAGUAAAAACUACCAUUUCAUAUUGACAUUGGCCAUAAUUUCAUACAUAGCUUAAUUACAAUUAGCAAGGAUUUUGUAAUAUUGUAUUUGUUUUAUAUUGUACCUGAAUAUAUCUUUGAUUGUGUUAAACAUCUAUAUUUUUUCAAAGUGAUUAAAUUGGUGCUGUUAUGAUUAAACUGUAAAUAAUUUGUGUUAGUAAAUAAUAAAAGAAAAAAUGGAAAAUACAUUUAUUAACUAUAA
Messenger RNA from Cydia splendana, 6063 nucleotides. RefSeq names its product protein cappuccino-like (gene capu). Gene Ontology annotation, molecular function: actin filament binding. The record is from RefSeq and is a predicted model, not a curated record. Gene Ontology annotation, biological process: cortical actin cytoskeleton organization. Gene Ontology annotation, cellular component: cytoplasm; cytoskeleton. NCBI's taxonomy places the organism in Eukaryota, Metazoa, Arthropoda, Insecta, Lepidoptera, Tortricidae. The transcript is spliced from 10 exons. Bases 232 to 4308 code for a protein of 1358 amino acids.